Messenger RNA from Brugia pahangi, 1788 nucleotides. NCBI's taxonomy places the organism in Eukaryota, Metazoa, Nematoda, Chromadorea, Rhabditida, Onchocercidae. The record is from the annotation of a GenBank genome assembly.
AUGGAUCGAAUACGACGUUCAUUUCGCGAAUCAUUUCGUCGUAGAAUGUCCAAGCAGCAUUUCUCUCGUAGGACUCCAUCUGGGCGACAGUUGUCACCGAAUAGAUCAGCAAAUAAUUCAGGUUCUAAUAAAGCAGAAUUAUGGCAACCGGAUGAAGCUGCUGUUCGGAAUGGUACCUGCAAUUUUAGCGUUAAGUAUCUUGGUGGUAUCGAGGUGUUUGAAUCGCGUGGUAUGCAAAUUUGUGAAGGAGCUCUGAAAUUGUUGAGGGGACAACGACGACGACCAAUUAAAGCAGUUUUGUAUGUUUCUGGUGAUGGUUUACGUGUUGUAGAUCAGGAAAGUAGUCGUGGCUUAAUAGUCGAUCAAACCAUUGAGAAGGUAUCAUUUUGUGCACCUGAUCGAAGUCAUGACAAAGGUUUUGCAUAUAUUUGUCGAGAUGGAACAUCAAGACGAUGGAUGUGUCAUGGUUUUCAUGCAAUAAAAGAAUCCGGCGAACGCUUAAGUCAUGCAGUUGGAUGUGCGUUUGCGAUUUGUUUGGAAAGGAAAAAGAAGCGUGAUGCAGAAGCUGCUGCAGUGGUGCAAGCAGCUGCAGGUUUACCACCUAUUGGUUGCGAGAAGCCAAAUGCCACUGGUUUUACUUUAGAUGAAAUUACCCAACAAAUACCAUCCAUUCCAAUUAGUUCACUUGAACGAAAUAAUUGUAAUGGUUCUUUUCGUCGAUUAUCAAUAACAGAACGAUUACGUGACCCGCAAACUGCAAUCAUACAACCACCUCCUGCAACGUCAACUCUGUCAACUGCAUUACAUAUUACAUCAAAACCACGGCCUAUCGGAAAUCCACUACUUCUUAUAAGACAGGGAUCACUACGUACUCCUGCUCCAUCUAUCACUAAUACUCCAUCAUUCCAUCGACAACUUUCACUCCGAUCUUGUCCAGAUCCUUUGAUUAAAAAACAACAACUAUCUGCGACAACUAUAGUAAAGGGUGAGCCAAUUUUUGAAGAUGAUGAAGAUAAAAGUUGGCUUAAUGAUGGUACAUUAAAUGAGGGAAGUACCUUCGAGAAUGCUCCAUAUUGUCCAGUGAAAUAUAAUGGAUUUAGGCAAUCGUUAUCGUAUACGGCUGCACCAUACACCAGUACCUGUGAAUUUAAUGGUACUCAGACAUAUAGUUUAGUAAAUUCUCCGCUGCAAGUUCAAACCAAUUAUUCAUCAUGUGUUAGUGGACCGGAAUCUUGGUUAAGUAGUUCCAUUUCAACAUGUCCAUCAACGGUAAAAUCAAAAGCUGAUGAAUGGUUGGAGCAAACAUUACGCUCAUCACUGUCACUAAAUUCACCAUGCAGAAAUGCUAGUGAUCUCAUUAAGACAAGCCAUGCGAUGAGUAAUGUUGGGCCACCACCAGAUCAUCCACCUCCACCGCUACCAAGUUCAUCAACCUUCCAGAGUAUAGGUUUGGAAACAGCAAUCCGUUUCAGUAGUGACUUUUCGCAAUACGAAUUACCUACGACAACCGAAGAUUUCUCAUCUUUGGACAAGAAUGCUACAACCAUACCAGCAGAUUCAUCCGAGAUUGAUAUUUUCGGUCAGCCAGUGUUCAGUGCAUUGCUGUCAAACUCUCAAACAACCCAGAAACAAGAUCAAACGAAUGAUAAAGAAUCCGAAAAACCAGACGAAACUGAUCCAUUUGAUGUUAGAUGGUCCCAUUUAGCUGUAAAUGUUGCGACGACAUAUCCGGUGCCGGUUCAUUCAACUAAUCCAUUUUAUUCGGAAUCAAGCGCCGUGAAAAUUUGA